GUUAAUUAAGAUCUCGGGCGGUUAUAGGCUGACGUGUUGAGAGCAUCUGGAAUUUGCCGAGGAAAUACAAGUUACAAUUUUGGGAUGAAGAACUUGAUGAUAUGGAUUUUAUUUUCAAUCUUUCAUAUCAUAAAAUGCCAGAUACCUGCAAUAUUUUUCCCUCCAAAUUUUGUUCGACACGAGUUCCGCCGAAUAGGACCGGAAGUGGACCCGGUCUGUCCGCCGCUACGCUGCGCUCCUGUCCCAGAGGGCUGUGCCCAGCCUCGCAUUAUAAUGGUAAAUGGACGACGCUGUCCGUUUUGUCCGAGAAACAUCUGUACUGAUUUGGAACCUCCUCGGGAGGGAUUGGAAGGAAAUAGGAUACUCCUCUCCAUAGCUGAAACUAACAGUCAAAGAGAAAGCAACAAUUCACCCCCUACCUCAACAAGGGAUACCGAACAGAGAACAGAUAGACCACGGCCAGCUUCGCCACGAUCCACUCCUAAUGGCCGAUCCUCUCCUGACCCAGACUCCCCUUUCUUUGCACCAAAUGAACGACGAGUGGUGCGGACUGGGCGGCAAGGUGUGCGAGGGACACGUAUAGACCCCCCAACUCGUCGACGGACACGUGUAGACCCCCCAGCACGUCAACGAUCUGGGUCAUCGCGGAAUCGGUCCCCGUCGACAGGAUCUCGAGCUCGCACCGGGGAAAGAUCCAGAUCAACCGACCCUUCUGAAAAACCACCCUCCAAAAUUCAACCAGUUGAAAACCAGCAAAACGCACAUAUUCUUUUUCCGCUUGAACCUUUUAGAGAGAACGUUAUUAGUGACACCGAGCCAAAAUCAAAUAAAAACGAAAAAUCUCAGAAAAGUGUCCCUGUAAAACCACCUGUCACACCGGCGCCGACCAAACCGAUGAGCACACCGGCGCCCACACAUGGCACUCGGUCCGGAAGACAAGCGCGUCAGAAUAUUCAUUUACUCUUCCAAGCGCUGAACCGAAUUGGAUCUCAAUCUCGAAAUCAGCAACCUAACAACAACCAACCGAACAGACCUCCACAGACGCCGUUCCUCCCCCCUCUCCACGCCCUGGCAGGUUCUCCGUUCACGCAGGUCGUACAACAAGGCUCACAGAAUAACAAUAGACAGAAUGGCGAUACACAGUCGUCAAAUCGACAGCGACAAGCUAUAAACGGUAUUCACCCCCUGCUGCCAAUGUUCCUGUUACAACAAGCAAGACUAAAUAGUCUUAAUGCCCCAACUCCUAGCCCAGCACCGAAUGCACCAAAUGCUGCUGCACAGAAUACCCCACAGAGAAACAACGCUCCAAAUUUACAACAUUUGCCUCCACACUUACGAGCCAUGAUGCCGUUUCCAUUUUUCAAUCCAGCAGCAAACCAACAAAAUACAAUUCCUGGAAUGACUAUGCAAGCCAACCAGGCGGGUCCAGCAAAUGGUGAGCCCUCGGUUCCACCCGUCACUCCCACAGUACAGGCCGAGAUCAACCAGUGGAUGGACCAGAUGGCGAUGCCCAUUCAGGAGGUUCUUGGAGAGGUUUCACCUUCACAGUCCGGCAGUCGGCAGCAGCCUAAUCUUAACCAGAUUCAGAGAAACCAGUUGACUCCUCCAGCUCAGCAAGUGUUAAAUAUCGGCCAACAACAGAAUCCCCAAACACAGCAGCCAAGAAUACCUAAUCAGGCAUUUUUCCAGCAAUGGCUACAGCAAAUGGCUCUUCAACGACAACGUCUUGCUGCAGGACAAGCACCGGGACAAAUGACGCCCCAAGGUGCUCCAUCAAAUCGAGCAACACCACAAACGCCGAAUUCUAAUCUUCUUUUCCAGAACAUGGACCCGUCUCGAAUGAAUACUGCUGCCCAGAACCCUGUAAACCCAGCGGCUUCAACUCAGAAUAAUGCAGCGGGAUCUAACGGUGGAUUUACUCAGUGGUUAGAUUCUCUUGCGACACAGAUUCAGCACCAACUCGAAGAUGGUUCGAACCCUGUGCCACAAACAAACGCAAUUCCUCAACAGUUGAUAAAUAAUAUGCCACAACACUUGAAUGUGCUUCAGAAUUUUAACAAUGUGCCUUCGCCGAAUGGGGUUGGGGGAGAAGUCAAUUUUAAUAACUGGCUCGAAAACAUGGUAUCGCCUAUUCAACAAGAACUUACUAGAUCCCCCGGAAAUCCCCAGGGGUCGCCUGCAAGGGGUGGGGCUGAUAUUCCAGCUAGUGCGUGGAUUAAUGAGAUGGUAGAUCCAAUACAACAAGGUCUAGGAAGACGGUAGUUCAUAUCAACCUAAAUCCAAUCGUCACCAACGAAGGAAACAGAACUGUAACCACGUGACCAUUUCUAACCAGUGAAUCCUACCAAUUGUUUCAAUGGCGGCGAAAUGAUCCGGAUUUCAUUACGUGCUUAGUUUUUGGAGAUACAUUGCAGAAGAGAUUUACCGUCCAUUGUUAAAAUGCGUGUUAACGUUAGUUAUGAGUUACCCGUAUUUAAGUGUGUACUUGUAACAUAUAAGAGUAUUAUUAUCGGAUGUGUUCAGCAUUCGUAUAACUCGUUAAACAUUUUAUGUAACUACGUAUAUAUUGUUACAAACUAAGUCAUUAAUGUCGUUUCGAUUCUUGACUAACUUCUGUCGUUGUAUAUAGUUGUUUUCAUUAAUUUAUGGGAUUGUUACAAAUAAAAUUAGUUUAACAAUAA
This is a messenger RNA of Magallana angulata, 2681 nucleotides long. RefSeq names its product arginine-glutamic acid dipeptide repeats protein-like. NCBI's taxonomy places the organism in Eukaryota, Metazoa, Mollusca, Bivalvia, Ostreida, Ostreidae. The transcript is spliced from 2 exons. The record is from RefSeq and is a predicted model, not a curated record. The coding region runs from base 85 to 2262 and encodes 725 amino acids.